Messenger RNA from Caenorhabditis briggsae, 1254 nucleotides. RefSeq names its product Protein CBR-RPT-3 (gene Cbr-rpt-3). Gene Ontology annotation, biological process: proteasome-mediated ubiquitin-dependent protein catabolic process. The record is from RefSeq and is a predicted model, not a curated record. NCBI's taxonomy places the organism in Eukaryota, Metazoa, Nematoda, Chromadorea, Rhabditida, Rhabditidae. The transcript is spliced from 3 exons. Gene Ontology annotation, molecular function: proteasome-activating activity; ATP hydrolysis activity; ATP binding. Gene Ontology annotation, cellular component: proteasome regulatory particle, base subcomplex. The coding region runs from base 1 to 1254 and encodes 417 amino acids.
AUGUCCGUCGCAGCUCUCCGAGAAAUCGGAAUCACGGCCACGGCUCCAGAAACGCCACCACCGGUCGCCGUCCCUCCACCACUUCCAACGUCUUCUGUGGAUGUUUCUUCUGAUGAUUACAUAAAACUGACCUCCCUGGAGACCCAAUUGGCACAUCUUCAGGUUAUGGAGGAUUAUAUCAAGUUGGAAACAAGAAAUCUCGAGAAAGAGUUGCUCCAUGCACAGGAAGAAGUGAAACGUAUUCAAUCGGUUCCACUGGUUAUCGGACAAUUUUUGGAAGCCGUUGAUCAGAAUCAUGCCAUCGUUGGUAGCACCACGGGAUCCAAUUAUUAUGUCCGCGUUCUUUCGAUUUUGGAUCGAGAACUUUUGAAGCCCGGAUGCUCGGUGGCUCUUCAUAAAUAUUCGAAUGCGCUUGUCGACGUUCUUCCUCCAGAAGCAGACAGCUCGAUCCAAAUGCUUCGUCCAGAUGAGAAACCAGACGUUUCUUAUGGAGAUAUCGGAGGUUUGGAUAUGCAAAAGCAGGAGGUUCGUGAGGCUGUUGAGCUUCCACUCACCCAUGGAGAACUCUAUCAACAAAUUGGAAUUGAUCCUCCAAGAGGAGUUUUGAUGUACGGACCACCGGGAUGUGGAAAGACAAUGUUGGCGAAGGCGGUUGCUGCGAAUACGGCUGCGUCUUUUAUUCGUGUCGUUGGAUCGGAAUUUGUGCAGAAGUAUUUGGGAGAAGGGCCCCGUAUGGUUCGUGAUGUUUUCCGUCUGGCUAAGGAGAACAGUCCAUCGAUUAUCUUCAUCGACGAAAUCGAUGCGAUCGCCACAAAACGUUUCGAUGCUCAAACUGGAGCUGAUCGUGAGGUCCAACGUAUCCUUCUCGAGUUGCUCAACCAAAUGGACGGAUUCGAUCAAAGCACGAAUGUCAAAGUGAUCAUGGCCACAAAUCGUCAAGAUACCCUUGAUCCCGCCCUUCUCCGACCCGGACGUCUCGAUCGUAAAAUCGAAUUCCCACUUCCGGAUCGUCGUCAGAAGCGUCUCGUCUUCACUACCAUCUGCUCUCGUAUGAAUCUGUCUGAUGACGUGGAUUUGGAAGAUUGGGUUGCUCGUCCGGACAAGAUUUCCGGUGCUGACAUCAACUCGAUUUGUCAGGAAGCCGGUAUGCAGGCAGUACGUGAGAAUCGCUAUGUGGUUCUGACCAAGGAUCUGGAGAAGGCCUACAAAAAUGUCGUCAAGAAGGACACCAACGAUUUUGAGUUCUACAAGUAA